UAGCGAUAAUUACGAUGGAUUAUAUACCUGGUUGCCGUGAACUCAUUAGAGAGCUUAAGCAAGCGGCGUUUUUGUUUCACGGACGUCAACCGGAAAUGAAUGUGCCGUAUUUUAUGGCGUGAGCAGUCCGUGGAGCGAGGUCACAGACGGCAAAUGAACAAGUUUGAGGGCGGUGAUUUUGUGUCAAAUACCUUAAAGCAGAAUAAUAAUGAUAUCAGAGGGAAAACCCCUAGAAACGGAAGUUGGAGUUCAAGGACAAAUCGGACAAAUCAACUCUCCUAUGGAAUGGAAGACCCUUCUUUUAAGAAAACACUCUCAAAGCGUUCCGUUCAAGAUCGUUGCACUCUAUUGUGCGAAAAACACAAGAAGAGAAUUGCAUACGAGAUGAAGGCUACUGGGAUAUCACCAAAAUUAACGGAGUUGGAUAGUUUGAUCGAGGAAACUUUGGAAAAAGAGGAGGCGAGCGAAGAGUUGAGAGCAUCACAAAGUGAAGUACAGAAAAAAAAAGUUGAGGAAGAUCAGAAAAAUGCUGUGGACAUUCGAAAGAAAGCAAUGGAAAAGUUUGGAGAGACCAAAAAGAGAAAAAUUGAUGAGGGAGAAAUUGAAGAGAAGAAGAGAAGGCGUAGAAGAUCUGGCUCUGAUACAUUACAGUUCAUACGGGAACAGUCAGAAAAUGAAAUGAAAAUAAGGGAGAGGGAACUGGAAUUGGAAAAGGAGAAACAGAACAGGGAGCAGGAGAAGCACAACGAAUUUAAAGAGAUGAUGGCUCAGCAAAUGGCUCAACAGCAACAGCAAAUGGCCCAGUUCCAAAUGAUGUUUAUGCAGCAAAACAAUUUAAUGCUGUCAAUUCUUGAGAAGAAGUCAUCAUAA
Dendronephthya gigantea is the source of this 870-nucleotide messenger RNA. RefSeq names its product histone-lysine N-methyltransferase, H3 lysine-79 specific-like. The record is from RefSeq and is a predicted model, not a curated record. The transcript is spliced from 4 exons. Bases 100 to 870 code for a protein of 256 amino acids. NCBI's taxonomy places the organism in Eukaryota, Metazoa, Cnidaria, Anthozoa, Malacalcyonacea, Nephtheidae.